AACAUAAUUUUAUAUUUAUAUAAUUGAUAUUUUAUUAAAUAAUAGCAGGAAAGUUCAUAUUCAGUAAAACCAGUUACACCAAAAACGAGUAAAAGAAAAAAUGAUGAUGAGUCAAAAGCUAGUACCUAGUAGUAAAAAGACCAAGAUCGGAAAGCAAUCGGAAUCAUACAAGGAUACUUUUAUGGAUUUGAUUUCAAAAGAAAAAUUUGAAAACGAUGUAUCGAACACAUUAACCAUGAAGGAAGGAAAUAGUUCAUACACUUUUGAAUGUCCUGUUACGCCACACUGUGAAGACUACUAUGUCAUUCAGCACUAUAAAAUUAACACAAUUCAAAAUAUUCCGUCAGAUGAAAGAUGGAAACAUGCGGAAGCUAGUAUUAAAAUUCAUACAUCUAGUAGAGAUACAAAAGAUUCAAACAUUUCAAACAAAAUAUCAAUGAUGUUCUUCGAGAAAUAUUGGACCGGGUUUCAGCAGAUCCUAAGAAAAAAAUUAUCAAAAAUACUAAAAAGGAAAUUAAUCACAAUUUAAAUGUAUAAACUGUUUUAUUAAUAUUA
Acyrthosiphon pisum (pea aphid) is the source of this 555-nucleotide messenger RNA. RefSeq lists its product as uncharacterized. The record is from RefSeq and is a predicted model, not a curated record. The transcript is spliced from 3 exons. Bases 101 to 529 code for a protein of 142 amino acids. NCBI's taxonomy places the organism in Eukaryota, Metazoa, Arthropoda, Insecta, Hemiptera, Aphididae.